AUCCCAAAAAUUUCCAACCAGGGGGUUACAAUGUUACAAGAAAAUUUAGUAUGGCAACCCUGGUUGGUAUUGGUAACUCUGAGCUUUUCUUUUUCGGUCGGCAGAUCAAACGUGUAUGUUGCUGGGACAAACGAAGUUAUAAAUCGCAGCCAUGGUGCGUAUGAACGUUCUUAGCGACGCUCUCAAAUCUAUUAACAAUGCUGAAAAGCGUGGGAAAAGACAGGUGCUGUUAAGGCCCUGUUCAAAAGUAAUUAUCAAAUUUCUGACUGUGAUGAUGAGAAAAGGAUAUAUUGGGGAAUUUGAGAUUGUUGACGAUCAUCGCAGUGGCAAAGUUGUGGUAAAUCUCAGUGGAAGAUUAAACAAGUGUGGUGUAAUUUCACCUAGAUUUGAUGUUCCAAUUAAUGAUAUUGAAAAGUGGACCAACAACCUGUUGCCAUCUCGACAGUUUGGAUAUGUUGUUUUGACAACAAGCGGAGGAAUUAUGGAUCACGAAGAAGCCAGGAGAAAACAUCUUGGAGGCAAAAUACUUGGAUUUUUCUUCUAAUGUUUAAUUCAAUAAAAAUUUCUUAAUACUAA
Molecule: messenger RNA, 576 nt
Organism: Frieseomelitta varia
Lineage: Eukaryota; Metazoa; Arthropoda; Insecta; Hymenoptera; Apidae
Product: 40S ribosomal protein S15Aa
Exons: 4
Coding region: 152-544 (130 amino acids)
Biological process (GO): translation
Cellular component (GO): ribosome; cytosolic small ribosomal subunit
Molecular function (GO): structural constituent of ribosome
Source: RefSeq, a predicted model, not a curated record